AUGUGAUUCUAUAUAUGUUUGGUAGUAUUAUUUGGGUGGUGGACUCACGACUUUUGCUGCAUGUGUCUUGAGCCUUGUGGAGUUGUGGUGUAAAAACAAUACAAGUAUUUAUUCUGCAAUUCUGCAAAGGCUCCUUAGUCCUUCCGCUUCCCCAUCUCAUUAUCUUCAUUACCAUUAUCUGAUCUCCUAAUAAGUUCUUAAUAUCCCAGCAAAUUACAUUAAUUUCUUCAAGUUUGCACGCAUUUGACUAUAUAUACAUAUAUAUAUACAAGUCGUACAAUAGAGUAUAUUAUAUUUAUAUACUCAAUUUCCUUUUUGUUCAUAUAAAAAACGAAAUAAUUUUCUCACUGUUCCAUUUCAUAUUUCCAUCUCUGUAAUAGAUUUAUUAUCUUAUUGCAUUGGUACGUAAAUGGUACCUAGCCAGAUCUCCUAGAGUGUAUAUAGAUUGCUAACGUUAUCCAAGAGGUAUAUGUAUAUAUACAUUUUUAGGAGUGGACAAAACCUAAAUUAAGCCAACAGAAAGCAGAGAUCACACCUGGCUUACAAAUACACUAGAUAGAAGUUGCAUUUCCAUGAAAUAAUAAUAUUCAUAUAUAUAUUUACAAUUGUCUGUAUAUGAAUAUCGAACGCAGUUCAAACCCAAAGCAAAACCGUAUUACUGACACUAGUAGCUAGCCAGCUAGAAGUGGAGUAUAUAACUAUAUAUUAAUAGAAGUCAGAUGCAGAAAGAAGAAAACUACACGGGGGCCUCCGAAUAUGAAGCAGGAGGGAGAUUUGGCAUCGCCAACGAUGUGGACAACUCUUCUGUUGCUCCUGAUCCCACAUAUCAUCAUCAAGGUGGACCUGGGCCAUUGCUGUCUUAUCAUCAACCUGAAGCUGAAGCUGAAGUUCAAGGUCAAGGUCACAACCACAUAAUUCAUGGGAGCGGAUCAGGAUCAGGAUCAGGAUCAGUUAUGGUGGAUUACAUGCUAAACGACCCGAUCAACAAUGCCAUCCCAUCAAGAACAGCUUAUCAUCAUCAUGAACAGCCCAUAAACUGUGUUAGUGGAAGAGGUUAUGCAGAUAGGACCGGCCUCAGCUUCGCAGAUGUUAUGCAGUUUGCAGAUUUUGGGCCAAAGUUGGGACUUAACCGUUUCCAACAACAUCAGCAGGAUGAUGAGAGCACCAAAACCAACAGCAUGAUCCCCGGGAAUGGGAUCGACCCUGUUUAUUUUCUCAAAUUUCCUGUGCUUAGUAACUCUGGCAAUACUAGUAGUAUUCAUGAUGAUAGAAAUCAUAGUAUUACUGACAGAGAGGGAGGCUUUGGUGAUCCUCUAGAGGAACUUAGAGAAUAUAGCUACGACCAUCAACAAGAAGAUGCUUCUGCUGCUGCUGCUGCCGCUGUUUUGUUAACAGCAGGAACGUCCAAUAACAGCCUUAGUAACUACACUAAUCCGGUGCAGCUGGAGUUUCUGGGUAAUACUCAUGAUGAGAAUGAUCUUAUGGACUUAAGCACUGGUGAGAAAAGCGGAGCCAACGUGGAACUGGAAGGAAUGGAAGCAGGCGGAGAAGGUGCAGCAGCAGCAGGAGCAGCAGCAGCAAUGGGGAAUAACAAGAGCAGCAGCAGCAGCAGCAAGAGGAAAAGGCCUCGAACCAUCAAGACGAAUGAGGAAGUGGAAAGCCAAAGGAUGACUCAUAUUGCUGUUGAAAGGAACCGAAGGAAGCAAAUGAACGAGCAUCUACGCGUUUUAAGGUCUCUCAUGCCCAGCUCCUAUGUCCAAAGGGGAGAUCAAGCAUCAAUAAUAGGAGGAGCAAUAGAGUUUGUGAGAGAACUGGAGCAACUGCUACAAUGUCUAGAGUCCCAGAAGAGGAGGAGACUGUAUGGAGAUCAAGGACGGCCAAUUGCAAUGGGUGACUCCAACUCCUCAUCAUCGACGACAGUCCUAGGAGUAGGGCUAGUUCAGCAAAUGCCACAAGUACAAGCACCAUUAGCACUGGCUUUUACACCACCAAAUCAUCAGGGUCAGGAUGAUGAUCAACUUAGACGACUUGUGGAUCAUCAGCUGGACCCUGACAGCUCUUUGCUUCCGGAAGAGACAGCUGAGAGCAAGUCUUGCAUUGCAGACGUGGAGGUGAAGGUGUUAGGUUUUGAUGCUUUAAUAAAGAUCCUCUCUCGCAGACGACCAGGACAGCUCAUCAAGGCCAUUGCUGCCCUUGAAGAUCUUCACUUCACUAUUCUCCACACGAACAUCACUACCAUUGAGCAAACUGUUCUUUAUUCUUUCAAUGUCAAGGUUGCUAAUGAAGCAAGGUUCACUGCUGAUGAUAUUGCUAGCUCAGUGCAGCAAAUCUUUACGUUUAUUCAUUCCAAUACGAAUAUCAAUUAAUAACGGUUGUUGUUAUGAUGCCUUCUAUUCACUAUCGAACUUUUAGUUAAUUAUUUCUUGAUAAAUGCAAACAUGUAUACAACUCAGCUGAUUAGGUACGAGUACGACCUGAGAAGAUACGGUUAAUUGAUUGUACACAUAGGAGUAUUACUUGAAGUUGGAUGAUGGGAUUGUGGUGUCAAGAAUAGUACUAUUCCAUAUUAGUAUAUUAUGCUACAGAAGUGUUGCAGUAGUGUUCGGAUAUUUCUGAAAUUUAAUACUUCCUCUGUGUUUUU
This is a messenger RNA of Beta vulgaris subsp. vulgaris (sugar beet), 2641 nucleotides long. RefSeq names its product transcription factor FAMA. Gene Ontology annotation, molecular function: protein dimerization activity; DNA-binding transcription factor activity. The transcript has 4 exons. NCBI's taxonomy places the organism in Eukaryota, Viridiplantae, Streptophyta, Magnoliopsida, Caryophyllales, Amaranthaceae. The record is from RefSeq and is a predicted model, not a curated record. Gene Ontology annotation, cellular component: nucleus. The coding region runs from base 720 to 2366 and encodes 548 amino acids. Gene Ontology annotation, biological process: positive regulation of DNA-templated transcription; guard cell differentiation; stomatal complex development.